Fraxinus pennsylvanica is the source of this 663-nucleotide messenger RNA. The record is from the annotation of a GenBank genome assembly. Lineage: Eukaryota; Viridiplantae; Streptophyta; Magnoliopsida; Lamiales; Oleaceae.
AUGGUGAAGCUUACGUUGGUAGGCAGAGUGAAAGAUGGGUUGCCUCUUGCAGAAGGUCCAACUUAUAAGAAUCAAGAAAAUGAGAACUUGUCAACUUACAAGCAACAAGGAGAGUUCAUACUCAAAGAAAUCUCAAGAGGAGCCUUAUCAACAUCAAAGAUGACCAUUUUUCUCAAUUCCCAUUGUUUCAAUUAUAUUGUUGAGAAUGGAGUUUGCUUCAUGGCACUCUGUGACUCAACCUAUCCAAGAAGGCUGGCUUUCUAUUAUCUACAAGACCUGCAAAAGGAAUUUGACAAGUUUCAUGUUGGACUCACAGAUAGAAUUACAAAGCCAUAUAGCUUCAUCAAAUUCAAUGGUAUCAUUGGAAAUGUUCAAAGAAAAUAUGAAGACACAAGGACACAGGCAAAUUUAUCUAAGAUGAAUGCAGAGUGCUCCCAAGAACCAGACAAUAUGGCAUCAGAAAUUUUUUCUCAAAUAAUAAAACGAAGAAGAAGAUCUGAAAUGUUGGAGAGGAUAAGCAAUGCACAUCUAAAUGCCUCUCCAAUCUGGGGUUCCAAAAGUCUUGAGAUUAUCGCUCUGAAAUGGACACCAAUAGCAAUAGUCCUUGCGGUUGCUACUCUACUUUUAUGGAUCAGCUUAUUCCAUAAAGAUGACUACUUAUAG